Molecule: messenger RNA, 3097 nt
Organism: Nerophis lumbriciformis (worm pipefish)
Lineage: Eukaryota; Metazoa; Chordata; Actinopteri; Syngnathiformes; Syngnathidae
Gene: ddc
Product: dopa decarboxylase
Biological process (GO): amino acid metabolic process; serotonin biosynthetic process; carboxylic acid metabolic process
Cellular component (GO): cytoplasm
Molecular function (GO): aromatic-L-amino-acid decarboxylase activity; pyridoxal phosphate binding
Source: RefSeq, a predicted model, not a curated record
CACACACACACACACACACACACACAUUUACAUGCACACCUCUGUUUAUUCUUCUGUUAGUGCACGCUACAAAAGAGGAAAAUAUCCAAAAUACAUCACUUUUCACACUCUCAUCGGGAAACUAGCAUGGACGCAGCAGAGUUCCGGCGCCGUGGAAAGGAGAUGGUUGACUUUGUCGCCGACUAUUUGGAGAACCUGGAAGAGCGACCAGUCUAUCCAGAUGUGGAACCCGGAUAUCUUCAUACCUUGAUACCGACUGAGGCCCCAGUGGAACCAGAGAGCUAUGAAGAUAUCAUCAAAGAUGUGGAACGAGUCAUAAUGCCAGGGAUCACCCACUGGCACAGUCCAUACUUCUAUGCCUACUUCCCUGCAGCCUCCUCUUAUCCUGCCAUGUUGGCAGACAUGCUCUCUGGAGCCAUCGGUUGCAUUGGAUUCACUUGGGCGGCUAGCCCAGCUUGCACAGAGCUGGAGACAGUAAUGUUAGACUGGUUGGGGAAGAUGCUGCAGCUCCCGGAGUCUUUUUUAGCUGGAACUAGUGGGUGUGGAGGAGGAGUCAUCCAGGGCACAGCCAGCGAGGCGACCCUCAUGUCUUUGCUCGCUGCCCGCUGUAAAGCCAUCCGUCGAGUCCAGUCCAUUAACCCGGAAAAGUCGGAGUCGGACAUUCUCUCCCAACUGGUGGCAUACACAUCAGAGCAAUCUCAUUCGUCAGUGGAGCGUGCCGGUCUGAUUGGAAGUGUGAUGAUGAGGAAAGUCCCGACAGACAGCACUUACGCCGUCACAGGUGAAACGCUGAGGAAGAUGGUGGAGAAGGACAAAGCAGCGGGACUCAUUCCUUUCUAUUUCUGUGCAACACUUGGCACGACUCCAUCGUGUGCUUUCGACCACAUCACUGAGCUGGGGCCCAUAUGUAAUAAGGAAAACAUGUGGAUGCAUAUUGACGCUGCGUAUGCUGGCAGUGCAUUUAUCUGUCCUGAAUUCCGUCCCCUGUUGAAUGGAGUUGAGUUUGCAGACUCUUUCAACAUGAACGCACACAAAUGGCUUUUGGUCAACUUUGACUGCUCUACCAUGUGGGUGAAGAAGAGACAGGACAUGAUUGGCGCCUUCAAGGUGGAACCACUUUACCUAAAACAUGAGAACCAGGAGUCAGGUUUGGUGACGGAUUACAGGCACUGGCAGAUUCCACUGGGCAGACGAUUCCGCGCUCUAAAAAUGUGGUUUGUCUUUCGUAUGUACGGACUCAACGGACUACAAGCUCAUAUACGUAAGCAAGUGGUGCUGGCCAAGGAGUUUGAGAGUUUAGUACGAGCAGACAAGAGAUUUGAGAUCUGUGCUGAUGUCAUCAUGGGUCUGGUGUGCUUCAGACUGAAGGGCUCCAAUGAGCUGAACCAGAAGUUGCUGAAGAGGAUCACGAAGAACCGUGAGAUCCACUUGGUGCCCUGUCAUCUGUCCGGACGCUUCGUGCUGCGCUUGGCCGUUUGUGCGCGGUCCACCGAGUCUCGCCACAUCCAGCAGGCGUGGCGGCACAUCACACAGCUGACCUUUGAACUCCUGCAAGAUGGUUUUCAUUGAGUCCGAGGUAGUGAGGCUGACGUAGCAGAUACCACGCGUCAUAAAAGGAGCACCAAAAAGCACGCGCAGGUUUAUUAAACCGUGAUUAUUAUUUUUUUUUUCUUAUUAUUUUUGAUUUUAUACACAAAGACGCACGCUCCUCGGUUUAUUCGCAACUCAACCUCAAUUUAGCUUUCAUUUUCGCUUUAUGUGCGUUUAUUUAUUGCCUAUGCAGCUUCCGCCCUGUGUAUGGUUAUGGUGCAGGUGAACUUCAAAUGCAUUUGUUGUGGUCUUUAUGAAUGUAUUGCAGAUCGUGUAAGUGCCGCGUUGUUUUGGUUAACACCAAGAUUGACCCCAAAUAUAAAACAUUUCUUUUUUUGAGAACUGUUUCGGAAAAAAAGACACAAUCAAAGACCUAACACCAUACAUAACACCCAUUAAUCACCAUUAUCUUUUCAUUGUCAUACAUGGGGAUGACCUGAUAACAACUUUUAUCACUAUUGAUAUUGGAGUCUUAAGUAAGAGCUGAUAUCAGCCAGAUACUUACAUUGUUUUAAAUACUAUUGUUUUUUUUAAUAGAAAUCCACACACACAGCACUUCCUUAAUUUCGACCAAUUACACUCCUGUACGGUACAUUCAGUGACAUUUAGUAAAAACUGACAUUUGUGAGCAUCAUGAGUCUUAGAUUUAGGAAAAAAAGUAACUCAAUGAUUACUUUCCCUCGGUAUUUAUUUACAUUUAUAAAGGAGUAAUUACCUUACUAGUUUAAUUACCUUUUUUGGGAAGUAAACUGGUAAAAUGUUAUUUUAAAAAAAUAGGCCAACACUGUUUGAGAAUGUAAGACCCAUUUUCCCCACUUUUUUCAUUGGAAAAAAGAAUACUGUCUUAUAUUGGGGUCAAUGAGGUGUGUGUACAAUUGUAUGCACAACAUAAAUACUUGCACUGUGACUUGCUCGUGAGGGACACUACUGGCUUGGAUAUGUUGGGUGGCAUUUAAAAACAAUUAAUUUCACUUUUUUAUGUGUAUGUAUACUGUGCAUUCAUUUGUCAACAGUUACAAGAUAAAUGAUGGAUAUUUGAUCAAAGGCAUUAUGCACAAUUGGACCAGUGUGGUUGCAGACGACAACCAAUCACGCUAAACGUAUUUGUAGUCAUAAUGUGAUCGUUCAAUAAAUGAAAUGUGCAUUGCAGGUCAGAACUUAUAGUUUGAAGCCAAACAGCGUAAGGACCUAACCUUUUGCAUAUUGAAUUUGUUAUCCUUCAACAUCAACUUGUGCUGGUUGAAACGUUGAAAGAUUUACUACAAAAAGAUGAAUUUCAGGUCAAAUGCUAUAAUGUAUUCAUAUAUGAUCAUCUGGUGAUGUUAUAGUUUGCAUGUUGCUAAACAAAGAUUUGCUCUCAAUUGGCUUCUACAGUCAAGGUGGGAGCAACAACACUUGUCAUGUUGUGUGUAUGGAGGCGACAAUUGCAAUUCUUUGCGCUUCUCUCUCGCUAUAUACAGUAUGUGUUACUAUGUUUUUAUCAGAUUAAUAAAGUCUCCUGUUGUCA